Molecule: messenger RNA, 2743 nt
Organism: Mesitornis unicolor (brown roatelo)
Lineage: Eukaryota; Metazoa; Chordata; Aves; Mesitornithiformes; Mesitornithidae
Product: scavenger receptor cysteine-rich type 1 protein M130-like
Exons: 11
Cellular component (GO): membrane
Source: RefSeq, a predicted model, not a curated record
AAUGCUACUGAUGUGGUGUGCAGGGAGUUGCAGUGCAGCACGGCCCUGUCCGUGACUGAGGGAGCUCACUAUGGUGAAGAAGUUGGUCCCAUGUGGGACGGAGAGCUGCAGUGUGUGGGGAAUGAAUCCUUCCUCGCCUCCUGCCCCUGGGGAUCCCGCAGGGACCAGUUCUGCACCCACGCAAACAGCGCUGUUGUCUCCUGCACAGGUGCUGCGGAGGUGAGGCUGAUGGAUGGUGGAACACGCUGUGCUGGCAGAGUGGAAGUGAAACACCACGGCAAGUGGGGGACCGUGUGUGGUGACUACUGGGACAUGCACGAUGUUGCAGUGGUUUGUAAGCAGCUGGGCUGUGGCUCUGCUGUUAGCGCUCUUCAGUACGGACACUUUGGGCCAGGAUCUGGUCCCAUUUGGAUGGAUGAUGUUGGCUGUAAUGGAACCGAGUCUGCCCUGUCUGACUGCACACACGGAGGAUGGGGUGAACAUGACUGUGAUCAUAAUUUGGAUGCUGGAGUGAUCUGUUCAGGAUUUGUCCGACUGGUGGAAGGGAAGAGCCGCUGCUCAGGACAUGUGGAGAUCCGUGAUGGGGACCAGUGGAAAACUGUCUGUGACACACGCUUUGGUCCCAAAGCUGCUGACGUGAUCUGCAGGGAGUUGCAGUGUGGCACAGCCCUGUCCAUGACUGGGGGAGCUCACUAUGAGGAAGUUGGUCCCAUGUGGGACGGAGAGCUGCAGUGUGUGGGGAAUGAAUCCCUCCUCACCUCCUGCCCCAGGGGAUACCCCAGGAACCAGUCCUGCACACACACAAGCGGUGUUGUUGUCACCUGCACAGAGUACACAGGGUUCAGGCUGGUGAACGGCAGCACAAUGUGUGCGGGGAGGGUGGAAGUCCAAGUGCUGGGGACCUGGGGGACCCUCUGUGCCUCCCGCUGGGAUCUCUCGGAUGCCCACGUUCUCUGCCAUCAACUCAACUGUGGGUUUGCUGAGUCCAUUCCCAGAGGAGAGCAUUUUGGGAAAGAGACUGGCCCUGUCUGGAGAGACUCAUUCCACUGUGAUGGGACUGAAGCCCAGCUGGGACAGUGCCCUGUGACCGUCCUGGGGUCCUCACCGUGCUCCCAAGGCAACACUGCUGCUGUCAUUUGCUCAGGGUUUGCAUCCCUGCGACUGGUGGGUGGAGGAACCCGGUGCGAUGGGCGAGUGGAGAUCUUCCAGCACGGGAUGUGGGGCAGAGUCCUGGAUGACCAGUGGGACAUGCAGGAGGCCAGUGUGGUGUGUCGGCAGCUGCAGUGUGGAGAUGCAUGGAGAGCCUACAACCCCCCAAAGCGUGAGCGAGGAACAGGCCCCGUGGGGCUGCGAGGGCUCCGGUGCACAGGGCACGAGCCCAACCUGACCUUCUGCAACACCUCCCUGCCUGAGAGUGCACUGGCUGCAGGGGUUGUAGAGGACGUGGGUGUCAUUUGCUGGGGGAGCCAGUGGGUCCGGCUGGUGAACGGGGCCAGGCGCUGCGCCGGCAGAGUGGAGAUCUACCACCAGGGCAUCUGGGGGACCAUCUGCGAUGAUGGCUGGGACCCGUCCGGUGCCACCGUGGGCUGUGGAGCAGCAGUGGAGGUGGUUGGCUCAGCUCGUUUUGGGGAAGGUACUGGGCAGAUCUGGCUGGACAACGUGAACUGCUCUGGGGCUGAAGCUGCUCUCUGGGACUGCCCAGCUGGGGCCUGGGGGCAGCAUGACUGCGGGCACAAAGAGGACGCAGGAGUCAUCUGCUCAGAGUUCGUGGCCCUGAGGUUGGAGAACAGCAACAACUGCUCUGGGCACCUACAGGUUUUCUACAGUGGGACGUGGGGGAGCGUUUGCUCCAAUUCGAUGACUCUCAAAACGGUGUCACUGGUGUGCAAGGAGCUGGGCUGUGGGGACGGAGGGUCCCUGGAAACACAGCGGCUCUAUGGCAGAAUUUCUGGCACUACUUGGCUGGAUCAUGUGGAGUGUGGGGAGAAAAACAGCUCCUUCUGGCAGUGUCCCUCUGCUCCCUGGGACCCACAGUCGUGUGAUGACCUUCGAGACGAGACCCACAUCACCUGCAAUGAUAGGGAGAAGAUUCGCGCCAUGGGAGGCGAGGACGGGUGCUCGGGCAGAGUGGAGAUCUGGCACCGUGGCUCCUGGGGGACGGUGUGCGACGACUCCUGGGACAUGCGGGAUGCAGAGGUGGCGUGCAGGCAGCUGGGCUGUGGCCCCGCGGUGUCUGCCCUGGACCAGGCUGCAUUUGGGGAGGGGACGGGCCCCAUCUGGCUGGAGCAGGUGGAGUGCCAGGGGACAGAGCUGUCUCUGCAGGACUGCUGGGCCCGGCCUGGGGAUGGCGGUGCUUGCCGGCAUAAGGAAGAUGCUGCUGUCCGCUGCUCAGAGCUGCCUCUGCCUCCAGGCUCCAGAAUGGCUCAAGAGCUCUUCCCCGAGGCCCUGUACGAGGAGAUCAGUUACAACCUAGCAUGGGAGAAGCAGGCAAGGUUUGCUCACUCAGGCUCCAAUUCAGAGGAGUCCCUGACAAAGCUGCAGCCUUAUCCUGUGGUCAGCAAGGAGGGGGAUGAUCUGGGAUCAGCACCAGAUAUUCUUGUCCUGCCUGCAGGUGAUCCAGGAGAUGGCUAUGAUGAUGCCAGGGAGGUUUCUGAUCCUGAGGAGGAUGCUGGCUCCGUCCAGAGAGGGUGGAAAAUGCCAGGGACACCAGAGGAGGGAGCAGGGCCCAGGGAUGUGCCUCGAG